Spirodela intermedia is the source of this 395-nucleotide messenger RNA. The record is from the annotation of a GenBank genome assembly. NCBI's taxonomy places the organism in Eukaryota, Viridiplantae, Streptophyta, Magnoliopsida, Alismatales, Araceae.
AUGGUGUACACAUCGCACUGUCUACAAAGAAGGUUUUUAAGGUCAAUUGCUGUCAGAAAGGUUGACAUCCAAUCCUACUUGUCUCUCUACUAGGAAUCUAAUUUUACAAGGCAACACAUGUUCACCAAACGUACCAUGAACGGAAGUAACUAGGAAUCCAUUUCUACAGAUUUUGGUAUGAAUUACUGCAAUGUAAACACUAGUUGACAGAUUAUAAUGAAACACGACAAGUGAUAGGGACUCAAUAAACGCAUAAGAUCACUUCUCAUCAUCCCUAGACCGAAUGAGCUUCUACGGGUAAGAUAAAAAAUAAAAGAUAUUAUCGUUUAAUUUUAUUUAAUUUGAAAUCUUGGCAUUAUUAUGAAUAUGAACUGCGUCACGUAUCAUUCAAUUAA